AUGUCACUUGAGUUAAGCUCAGAUGAGAGUGAAGAUAAUUUUAGAGAUGAGUUAGUGGAUAUUCCUAGCAGGUUUUCUAAGGAAUCCAUUACUAUAGACACACGUCAAGUGAGGUUAAUUUUAGAUCACACAGCCUUUGUCAGGGGAAUUGGUAAUAUCAAAAGAUGGUUCAAUGAAGAUUAUAUCAAUUCCAAUAUCACCAGAUCCAAUGAAAUUAUUAAUUUGAAUAUUUACAUCCCAACCUAUACUUUGCACGAAUUUGAUUUUGCUAAAAAGGGCACAUCUAUUAGUGCCACCAAUGCACGUGAAGCAAUUAGAUUCAUUGAUAAUUAUUUGGAAAAUGAAGUUGAAAUGAAUUCAGACAAAAUCCACUAUAAUCUUAUUUUGGAAUCUGCUGAAGACAAUGUGCCAUCUUGGAAUAAGUGUAAUCAUUAUAAAGUGCAUUCUCCGAGGAUCAGAGAAUUCCCAAAUUAUAAAACCAAAUUUGAUUCAUCUUUAAUUGGACAAACUGCAAAUAUUAACGACGAUCCCGAAUUUAAUGAAAAUUUUGAUAAUGCUUUAACUUUUAAUCAACGUAAUAAAUUAAAUGAUAUACAGUAUGAAAAUUCUGCAUCUUAUCAAAAUGCUAUUGCCAAUUCUGAUAACUUGGCAGAAAUGCCAGUACGUUUGAGAUAUUUGAUUAGAAGUUGUAUUUAUAAAAGAUUCAUUGAAGCAACUAAACCAAAAAUCAAAAAUGAGAUUGAGGAUUGGAAAUUAGUUACAGAAGAUCCAAUCACAAAAAUUUGGGCUAAAUCAUAUGGAAUUGAUUGUCUCAAUGUUAAUGAAGCGGAAUUAUUGAUAUUCCAAAAUUAUGAUGUCAAUCUGUUCAGAUUAUACAAUUUAUACGCGAAUGAUGGAGAUAAUUUUGAUCCAAGCACAAACAUUUUGCAAAAUACAAUCGACACCACUUUGUAUUCAUACUCAAGAGUUCAAGAUGAUCACGUAAAUCCAAAUUACCGAGGUAAAAACCACCGAGGAAAAAAUAAUAGAGGAAGACGUGGAACGAAAAGAAGAGAAAAAUGGUCAUUAACAACCGAUUCCGUUGUCAGCGAGGAGAGAAAUGAAGCUGGAACUGGUUUCAUCAAAAAGGAGAAGUUUGGAGCAAUUAAUUAUGCCCCAAGAGGACAAGGUGAAUUAUGGAGACCAGGAUGA
Messenger RNA from Candida dubliniensis CD36, 1191 nucleotides. RefSeq lists its product as uncharacterized. The coding region runs from base 1 to 1191 and encodes 396 amino acids. The record is from RefSeq and is a predicted model, not a curated record. Lineage: Eukaryota; Fungi; Ascomycota; Pichiomycetes; Serinales; Debaryomycetaceae. The transcript has a single exon.